Messenger RNA from Rhopalosiphum maidis (corn leaf aphid), 2100 nucleotides. Its product is annotated as lysosome membrane protein 2-like. The transcript has a single exon. Bases 387 to 2027 code for a protein of 546 amino acids. Gene Ontology annotation, cellular component: cytoplasm; membrane. Gene Ontology annotation, molecular function: scavenger receptor activity. Lineage: Eukaryota; Metazoa; Arthropoda; Insecta; Hemiptera; Aphididae. The record is from RefSeq and is a predicted model, not a curated record.
UUAUAUGCUUGAUACCCUUUGAUCUUUAUGAGAUUUCAAUUUCAAUCUUUUGUUCUAACUAUUAUUCAACAUUGUUUUUAUUAAGAGCUAUUCCGAAACGAACCAUUCGUCAUUGAGCUGUAAAUGUUUAUCAAGUCCAAUGUCUAUUUAUCUAUCUAGCACGUAGGAAAUAAAAAAAAUAUUAGUGAUAAUUAACCACAGUAUACAUUUAUUAUUUAUUGAAACAUGACUGCUAAUAUUGUUGUGAAGAAACAACGUUUUAUUAAACAAAUUAUUUUAAUAAUAAAAAUGAAUUAAAGAGAAAUCUCUACAGUGUUGUGUUUUACGUGAUAUACCUUUCGAGUACAAAAUUAUACGUCGUGAAAAACUAUUAUAUUUCGAACAAAAUGUUGCAAGGAUCGUGUGAUAAAUCGAACGAUUUGAAAAUGAAUGCAGCUAGUGGUGGAUGGUGGUCGGCUGUAAAAUUACUCGAAAAGCUGAAAUUUUGCAACAGCGGUAUCAUAAAAAUUGGGACUCUAGAACGCGAACGUUCGUCGACCAAGAAACAUGAACUUUGCGAAACCGGCCACAAUUCGAUACCCUCAGGGUUUCUGUUACUAGUUGUUUUGAUUGCUUUAAGUGGAAUAUUCACAAUCAUAAUGUGGUUCACGGAGUUUUACAUGUUUCAAAUCUUACAGUUUGUGACCAUAACGCAGGGCAGUGCUUCGUACAGCAUGUGGCAAAAUCCAUCCGUCAAGCCGUAUGUGUCGAUUUAUCCGUUCAACUAUACCAACAUCAACCGGGUUUUGAAAUACGGUGAUACGCCCAUAGUCCAAGAGUUAGGUCCGUUCGUCUACCGGGAGACAGUCGAACGAAUUAACGUGGAAUUCAACGCUAACGGUACUGUCACAUACCAGGAGCGAAGAAGUAACGAGUUCGUACCCGAAAUGUCUCAAGGCGACCCGGAACGACUAACUAUAACCGUACCAAACUUGCCGCUAAUCAGUGCUAUAUCGAAGAGCGCCGAUACGUUUUACCUUACACAAAAGUUCAUGUCACUAUUUUUGGACGGGUUUAAAGUAAAACCUUUUCUACACCUAAAAAUUAACGACUACUUUUGGGGCUAUGAGGAUAGUAUAUACACUCUGGCCCAAGGCCUGGCAUCGACGGUGCACAGGGAUGCCCGGCUGUCGAAGUUCGGGAUAAUUACCGGACGACGCGGUGUGUCACCCGACCGUAUCACGAUUCACAGUGGUGUUGGAAAUCUAAACGAGCUCGGCAUCAUCACACGCUACAACGGGUUGGACACAUUAGAUGUUUGGAAGACGGACGAGUGCAACAGGUUGGACGGCAGCGACGGAUCCCAAUUUCCGCCCACCACGUUGAGCCGUAAGUCGAAACUUUUUGUGUUUCACAUGGACCUGUGCCGUCGGUUUCCGCUGGUUUACAAGGAAGACAUCGAAACAGUUCCCGGAGUGACAGCAUUCCGUUUCCAGGCACCCAGAAACGUGUUCGACACACCUAAUACAAACCCGGACAACGACUGUUAUUAUACUUCAGAAACGUUUCCGCCAUCGGGAGUGUUUAAUUCAUCACCUUGUAACGGCGCCCCAGUAAUGAUGUCAUUCCCACAUUUCUAUUUAGGCGAUCCAGAGCUGAGAAGAGACAUUCAUGGAAUGUCCCCUGAUCCCGAUCUCCAUGAGACCUUUUUAGAUGUUCAUUCUAAAUUGGGAGUGUCCCUGGGAGGCCGGUCCAGGUUUCAAGUGAAUAUCAUGUUAAAAAAAGCUGAUGGGAUAUCGCAUUUUAAAAAUUUCAAGCAGGGAAUAAUACUGCCAGUCGCAUGGAUUGAAGUGAAAGUUGACAAACUUCCCGAUGACAUAAAGAGAACUCUUCAACAGACUUCUAUUAGUAUCAACCUCGGUGAGAUAUUGUUGAAGUGGACAUCGUUAUUGACACUAACAUUGUCUAUGGUUUUUUUGGUCAGGAAAAUCAUAUUAAAAGAUUGUUUUAUGUCUAAUGAGAAACAAAUUUUACCUAUGAAUAAAUAAUUGCUGUGUACUUAAUACAAUGUAUUGUAUUUCUACUAUAAUUUGUAUAUUAUUUAUUUUUGAAUGUAAAUGU